AUGGGGGUGUCCGCGUGCAGGGCGACGAGUAGCGCGCUGAAGGGGGGGGUGGGGGGAGGGUGGGCGGGCGGUGGGGGGGGGGGGGGGGGGGGGGGGGGGGGGGGGGGGGGGGGGGGGGGGGGGGGGGGGGGGGGGGGGGGGGGGGGGGGGGGGGGGGGGGGGGGGGGGGGGGGGGGGGGGGGGGGGGGGGGGGGGGGGGGGGGGGGGGGGGGGGGGGGGGGGGGGGGGGGGGGGGGUGGGGGGGGGGGGGGGGGGGGGGGGGGGGGGGGGGGGGGGGGGGGGGGGGGGGGGGGGGGGGGGGGGGGGGGGGGGGGGGGGGGGGGGGGGGGGGGGGGGGGGGGGGGGGGGGGGGGGGGGGGGGGGGGGGGGGGGGGGGGGGGGGGGGGGGGGGGGGGGGGGGGGGGGGGGGGGGGGGGGGGGGGGGGGGGGGGGGGGGGGGGGGGGGGGGGGGGGGGGGGGGGGGGGGGGGGGGGGGGGGGGGGGGGGGGGGGGGGGGGGGGGGGGGGGGGGGGGGGGGGGGGGGGGGGGGGGGGGGGGGGGGGGGGGGGGGGGGGGGGGGGGGGGGGGGGGGGGGGGGGGGGGGGGGGGGGGGGGGGGGGGGGGGGGGGGGGGGGGGGGGGGGGGGGGGGGGGGGGGGGGGGGGGGGGGGGGGGGGGGGGGGGGGGGGGGGGGGGGGGGGGGGGGGGGGGGGGGGGGGGGGGGGGGGGGGGGGGGGGGGGGGGGGGGGGGGGGGGGGGGGGGGGGGGGGGGGGGGGGGGGGGGGGGGGGGGGGGGGGGGGUGGGGGGGGGGGGGGGGGGGGGGGGGGGGGGGGGGGGGGGGGGGGGGGGGGGGGGGGGGGGGGGGGGGGGGGGGGGGGGGGGGGGGGGGGGGGGGGGGGGGGGGGGGGGGGGGGGGGGGGGGGGGGGGGGGGGGGGGGGGGGGGGGGGGGGGGGGGGGGGGGGGGGGGGGGGGGGGGGGGGGGGGGGGGGGGGGGGGGGGGGGGGGGGGGGGGGGGGGGGGGGGGGGGGGGGGGGGGGGGGGGGGGGGGGGGGGGGGGGGGGGGGGGGGGGGGGGGGGGGGGGGGGGGGGGGGGGGGGGGGGGGGGGGGGGGGGGGGGGGGGGGGGGGGGGGGGGGGGGGGGGGGGGGGGGGGGGGGGGGGGGGGGGGGGGGGGGGGGGGGGGGGGGGGGGGGGGGGGGGGGGGGGGGGGGGGGGGGGGGGGGGGGGGGGGGGGGGGGGGGGGUGGGGGGGGGGGGGGGGGGGGGGGGGGGGGGGGGGGGGGGGGUGGGGGGGGGGGGGGGGGGGGGGGGGGGGGGGGGGGGGGGGGGGGGGGGGGGGGGGGGGGGGGGGGGGGGGGGGGGGGGGGGGGGGGGGGGGGGGGGGGGGGGGGGGGGGGGGGGGGGGGGGGGGGGGGGGGGGGGGGGGGGGGGGGGGGGGGGGGGGGGGGGGGGGGGGGGGGGGGGGGGGGGGGGGGGGGGGGGGGGGGGGGGGGGGGGGGGGGGGGGGGGGGGGGGGGGGGGGGGGGGGGGGGGGGGGGGGGGGGGGGGGGGGGGGGGGGGGGGGGGGGGGGGGGGGGGGGGGGGGGGGGGGGGGGGGGGUGGGGGGGGGGGGGGGGGGGGGGGGGGGGGGGGGGGGGGGGGGGGGGGGGGGGGGGGGGGGGGGGGGGGGGGGGGGGGGGGGGGGGGGGGGGGGGGGGGGGGGGGGGGGGGGGGGGGGGGGGGGGGGGGGGGGGGGGGGGGGGGGGGGGGGGGGGGGGGGGGGUGGGGGGGGGGGGGGGGGGGGGGGGGGGGGGGGGGGGGGGGGGGGGGGGGGGGGGGGGGGGGGGGGGGGGGGGGGGGGGGGGGGGGGGGGGGGGGGGGGGGGGGGGGGGGGGGGGGGGGGGGGGGGGGGGGGGGGGGGGGGGGGGGGGGGGGGGGGGGGGGGGGGGGGGGGGGGGGGGGGGGGGGGGGGGGGGGGGGGGGGGGGGGGGGGGGGGGGGGGGGGGGGGGGGGGGGGGGGGGGGGGGGGGGGGGGGGGGGGGGGGGGGGGGGGGGGGGGGGGGGGGGGGGGGGGGGGGGGGGGGGGGGGGGGGGGGGGGGGGGGGGGGGGGGGGGGGGGGGGGGGGGGGGGGGGGGGGGGGGGGGGGGGGGGGGGGGGUGGGGGGGGGGGGGGGGGGGGGGGGGGGGGGGGGGGUGGGGGGGGGGGGGGGGGGGGGGGGGGGGGGGGGGGGGGGGGGGGGGGGGGGGGGGGGGGGGGGGGGGGGGGGGGGGGGGGGGGGGGGGGGGGGGGGGGGGGGGGGGGGGGGGGGGGGGGGGGGGGGGGGGGGGGGGGGGGGGGGGGGGGGGGGGGGGGGGGGGGGGGGGGGGGGGGGGGGGGGGGGGGGGGGGGGGGGGGGGGGGGGGGGGGGGGGGGGGGGGGGGGGGGGGGGGGGGGGGGGGGGGGGGGGGGGGGGGGGGGGGGGGGGGGGGGGGGGGGGGGGGGGGGGGGGGGGGGGGGGGGGGGGGGGGGGGGGGGGGGGGGGGGGGGGGGGGGGGGGGGGGGGGGGGGGGGGGGGGGGGGGGGGGGGGGGGGGGGGGGGGGGGGGGGGGGGGGGGGGGGGGGGUGGGGGGGGGGGGGGGGGGGGGGGGGGGGGGGGGGGGGGGGGGGGGGGGGGGGGGGGGGGGGGGGGGGGGGGGGGGGGGGGGGGGGGGGGGGGGGGGGGGGGGGGGGGGGGGGGGGGGGGGGGGGGGGGGGGGGGGGGGGGGGGGGGGGGGGGGGGGGGGGGGGGGGGGGGGGGGGGGGGGGGGGGGGGGGGGGGGGGGGGGGGGGGGGGGGGGGGGGGGGGGGGGGGGGGGGGGGGGGGGGGGGGGGGGGGGGGGGGGGGGGGGGGGGGGGGGGGGGGGGGGGGGGGGGGGGGGGGGGGGGGGGGGGGGGGGGGGGGGGGGGGGGGGGGGGGGGGGGGGGGGGGGGGGGGGGGGGGGGGGGGGGGGGGGGGGGGGGGGGGGGGGGGGGGGGGGGGGGGGGGGGGGGGGGGGGGGGGGGGGGGGGGGGGGGGGGGGGGGGGGGGGGGGGGGGGGGGGGGGGGGGGGGGGGGGGGGGGGGGGGGGGGGGGGGGGGGGGGGGGGGGGGGGGGGGGGGGGGGGGGGGGGGGGGGGGGGGGGGGGGGGGGGGGGGGGGGGGGGGGGGGGGGGGGGGGGGGGGGGGGGGGGGGGGGGGGGGGGGGGGGGGGGGGGGGGGGGGGGGGGGGGGGGGGGGGGGGGGGGGGGGGGGGGGGGGGGGGGGGGGGGGGGGGGGGGGGGGGGGGGGGGGGGGGGGGGGGGGGGGGGGGGGGGGGGGGGGGGGGGGGGGGGGGGGGGGGGGGGGGGGGGGGGGGGGGGGGGGGGGGGGGGGGGGGGGGGGGGGGGGGGGGGGGGGGGGGGGGGGGGGGGGGGGGGGGGGGGGGGGGGGGGGGGGGGGGGGGGGGGGGGGGGGGGGGGGGGGGGGGGGGGGGGGGGGGGGGGGGGGGGGGGGGGGGGGGGGGGGGGGGGGGGGGGGGGGGGGGGGGGGGGGGGGGGGGGGGGGGGGGGGGGGGGGGGGGGGGGGGGGGGGGGGGGGGGGGGGGGGGGGGGGGGGGGGGGGGGGGGGGGGGGGGGGGGGGGGGGGGGGGGGGGGGGGGGGGGGGGGGGGGGGGGGGGGGGGGGGGGGGGGGGGGGGGGGGGGGGGGGGGGGGGGGGGGGGGGGGGGGGGGGGGGGGGGGGGGGGGGGGGGGGGGGGGGGGGGGGGGGGGGGGGGGGGGGGGGGGGGGGGGGGGGGGGGGGGGGGGGGGGGGGGGGGGGGGGGGGGGGGGGGGGGGGGGGGGGGGGGGGGGGUGGGGGGGGGGGGGGGGGGGGGGGGGGGGGGGGGGGGGGGGGGGGGGGGGGGGCGGGGGGGGGGGGGGGGGGGGGGGGGGGGGGGGGGGGGGGGGGGGGGGGGGGGGGGGGGGGGGGGGGGGGGGGGGGGGGGGGGGGGGGGGGGGGGGGGGGGGGGGGGGGGGGGGGGGGGGGGGGGGGGGGGGGGGGGGGGGGGGGGGGGGGGGGGGGGGGGGGGGGGGGGGGGGGGGGGGGGGGGGGGGGGGGGGGGGGGGGGGGGGGGGGGGGGGGGGGGGGGGGGGGGGGGGGGGGGGGGGGGGGGGGGGGGGGGGGGGGGGGGGGGGGGGGGGGGGGGGGGGGGGGGGGGGGGGGGGGGGGGGGGGGGGGGGGGGGGGGGGGGGGGGGGGGGGGGGGGGGGGGGGGGGGGGGGGGGGGGGGGGGGGGGGGGGGGGGGGGGGGGGGGGGGGGGGGGGGGGGGGGGGGGGGGGGGGGGGGGGGGGGGGGGGGGGGGGGGGGGGGGGGGGGGGGGGGGGUGGGGGGGGGGGGGGGGGGGGGGGGGGGGGGGGGGGGGGGGGGGGGGGGGGGGGGGGGGGGGGGGGGGGGGGGGGGGGGGGGGGGGGGGGGGGGGGGGGGGGGGGGGGGGGGGGGGGGGGGGGGGGGGGGGGGGGGGGGGGGGGGGGGGGGGGGGGGGGGGGGGGGGGGGGGGGGGGGGGGGGGGGGGGGGGGGGGGGGGGGGGGGGGGGGGGGGGGGGGGGGGGGGGGGGGGGGGGGGGGGGGGGGGCCCGCGCGGGGGGCCGGAGGUAAUCUGGGGGAAGGGUGGUGUCUGGUGCGCGUUAUCCGCUGCGGGGCAGGUGGGGCGGGAGCGGCAGGUCGGUGUGGACGCGGGGGGCCGGCAAGCCCGAGCGGGAGCGGGCUGGUUAUGGCCGUGGCUGGGGUCCCUGGGGUGGGGUGGGCCGCGUGCGCUGGGGGGGGUAGGCGGUGGGGGGGGCUGCGGCGGGGGGUGGGGGGCGGUGGGGCCCUGGGCCCUCUGGAGGGAGGGCGGGAUGGAGGGGGGACGUGGGGGGGGGCGGGGCCGGGGCGGGGAGGCGCCAUCGGGCCCGGAUGGGGGGCAGCGGCGGGAGCGGGGCCAUGGGCGGGAUGGCGGUUGAUGGGGGAGGGUGAGGUGGGGGGCUUGGUCUGCGGCUGGGUGGGUAGGGCCGACAGCGGGCGUAGCGCUGGGCGCGGUCGGGGGGUGGGCGAGUCUCGCCGGGUUAUUGGUAGGGGUUGCGUGGGGGCGGUGUGCGGGGGGUGGGUCGCAAGGGGGGGUUUUGGGGGAGCGGCGUUUGGGGCGGGGCGCCGGGGGGGGGGCGGCCGGUGGGGGCGCUGGCCGGCGGGGCAGCCGGGUUCGGCUGGACUGGGGGAGGGGGCGCCGCGGUGGCUGGGAAGCGGGCAUGGGGGUGUGGAUUUUGGGGGCCGCGUGUCGUUUGGGCGGGCGGUACGGGGCUUCCGCGUUUACUGCGGGCCCGAGGCGGGAGUUAGCGGGUUAAGGCUGUGCUGGUGGGCCGGGGGUUGGUGCAAUUGGGGGGUAGGGGCUUGCGCGCGUGGAUAG
This is a messenger RNA of Dicrocoelium dendriticum, 5352 nucleotides long. The record is from the annotation of a GenBank genome assembly. Lineage: Eukaryota; Metazoa; Platyhelminthes; Trematoda; Plagiorchiida; Dicrocoeliidae.